This is a messenger RNA of Colossoma macropomum (tambaqui), 1338 nucleotides long. RefSeq names its product putative nuclease HARBI1. The record is from RefSeq and is a predicted model, not a curated record. Bases 1 to 1338 code for a protein of 445 amino acids. The transcript has 7 exons. Lineage: Eukaryota; Metazoa; Chordata; Actinopteri; Characiformes; Serrasalmidae. Gene Ontology annotation, molecular function: protein binding.
AUGGCACUGAAGGACCUGGAAAGUCUGGUGUGUGGGACAGCAACUUUAAAAUGGGAAAACUCUUCUCUGAGAGAACUAGACCUCAGUCUCAAUGACCUGCAGAACUCAGGAGUGGAGAAGCUCUCUGAUGGACUGAAGAGUUCACAUUGUAAACUGGAGAUUCUCAGAUUAUCUGGUUGUUUAGUAACAGAGGAAGGCUGUUCUUUCCUGGCUUCAGCUCUGAAAUCAAAUACCUGCCACCUGAAAGAACUAGAUCUGAACUACAACCAUCCAGGGGAGUCUGGAGUGAAACUGCUUUCAGAUCCACACUAUUCACUACACACACUCAGCAAACAUGGCGUGUCCUUUCCUCGACGAGCUCUUCAUCGGGAACGAGUCAUUAGACCCAGAUUGGACAUACUUUCAUUACCCGACGAGUAUCUCCGCGAACGUUACCGUUUUUCCUCACAGUCAAUUAGAUACUUAAAUAAUAUUCUAAAGCCAUACAUUUCCAAUAUCACACAUCAUGGAUCCGCACUUACUUCUUUGCAAACUUUAUGCAUUGCUCUCCGGUUUUUUGCAAAUGGUUCUUUUUUAAACAAUGUAGGAGACGCUGAACACAUAGGGAAGGCUACUGUAUGUCGGUCCGUCCGAAAAGUAUGCCUAGCAUUAAAACGUUUGAUGUACAGUUUUGUGGUGUUCCCUGGGCAUAAGCCUGUAAUGAACAUCAAAGAGGAAUUCCACAGAAUUGCAGGUUUGCCAAGAGUCACUGGCUGCAUGGAUGGAACCCACAUCCCAAUUAAAGCACCUGCAGAAAAUGAAGGGGAUUAUGUAAACAGAAAAUUCUUCCACAGCAUUAAUAUACAGAUCGUAUGUGAUGCUACAAACAUAAUUACAAAUCUUGAAGCCAAAUGGCCUGGCUCUGUGCAUGAUGCACAGAUUUUUCGUGAGUCUGCACUAUACAAUAAAUUUGAACAAGGACAAUACGAUGGUCUCCUCCUUGCAGACAGAGGGUAUCCCUGCAUGCCAUAUGUGAUGACACCAUACCCUGACCCUGAGCCUGGACCACAGUCACGCUACAACCUGGCCCUAUCCAAAACAAGAGCAAGGGUUGAAAUGACAGUCGGGAUUCUCAAGGCCAGGUUUCAGUGCCUGCGGGGGCUCAGGGUCACUCCAGAGAGGGCAUGUGACAUUAUAGUGGCAUGUGUGGUACUGCACAACAUUGCCACCAUUAGAGGAGAGCAACAUCCUGCCAUACCCCAAGCAGAUAUUGAGGAGGAACCACAUCUUAAUCUACCUGACCACAGAAAUGGUAGAAUUGUCCGAGAUGCAAUAUGCAAUCACUAUUUCUCCCAAUAA